AUGCCUGUCACCGUUGGGGUCCUCGCUUUGCAAGGCGCUUUCAUUGAACAUGUGAAGCUCCUGAAGACGGCAGCUGAGCAAGAAGGCUUCACAGACUGGGAUUUUAUCGAAGUCCGCACGCCACAAGAGCUGGAGAAGUGCGAUGGACUAGUGUUGCCCGGAGGCGAAAGCACUACAAUGUCUCUUGUCGCAGCUCGCUCUAAUCUCUUGGAACCGUUGCGAGAAUUCGUCAAAGUUCAUCGUAAGCCCACUUGGGGUACAUGCGCCGGUUUGAUCCUUCUCGCCGAGUCUGCGAACAAGACAAAGAAGGGUGGCCAGGAGUUGAUUGGAGGUCUGGAUGUUCGUGUCAACCGAAACCACUUUGGUCGACAGACCGAGAGCUUCCAGGGCCCUCUUGAACUGCCCUUCUUGGGCGAAGGCGCCGCGCCGUUCCCCGCCGUCUUCAUCCGAGCACCCAUUGUCGAGUGCAUAUUACCACCACAGUCAGGCAUUCAAGAGGAGGAAGCUCAGCGCGAGGACACUAUCACCGCACCUUCCAGGCCCGCGAGAAACUCGGUCGCCGAGUCCGCCAAUAAGGACGUCGAGGUGAUGGCCACCUUGACCGGGUCAGCCGCGCGCCAUGCUACGCAAGGCCGCGAUGUCAGCCCAGACCAAGAGCUGGGCGAUGUGGUGGCUGUCCGUCAAGGAAAUGUGUUUGGGACCAGUUUCCACCCCGAGUUGACAGGGGAUUCCAGAAUUCAUGCUUGGUGGUUGCACCAGGUGCAAGAUGCCGUGAAGAGGAGGCAGAAGCGCAGCUCAUAA
Messenger RNA from Penicillium diatomitis, 801 nucleotides. RefSeq names its product pyridoxal 5'-phosphate synthase glutaminase subunit PdxT. The record is from RefSeq and is a predicted model, not a curated record. Gene Ontology annotation, biological process: pyridoxine metabolic process; pyridoxal 5'-phosphate biosynthetic process. Gene Ontology annotation, molecular function: glutaminase activity. Gene Ontology annotation, cellular component: cytosol; glutaminase complex. The transcript has 2 exons. Lineage: Eukaryota; Fungi; Ascomycota; Eurotiomycetes; Eurotiales; Aspergillaceae. The coding region runs from base 1 to 801 and encodes 266 amino acids.